This is a messenger RNA of Aphanomyces astaci, 4294 nucleotides long. RefSeq lists its product as hypothetical. Lineage: Eukaryota; Oomycota; Saprolegniomycetes; Saprolegniales; Verrucalvaceae. The record is from RefSeq and is a predicted model, not a curated record. Gene Ontology annotation, cellular component: membrane. The transcript has 6 exons. Gene Ontology annotation, biological process: transmembrane transport. Gene Ontology annotation, molecular function: ATP hydrolysis activity; ATP binding; ABC-type transporter activity. Bases 66 to 4148 code for a protein of 1360 amino acids.
CAGCUGUCGAUCAAUUUCAGCUGCUCGUAUCGAUUGGUGAAGCAAUCCACAUUCCAUAGCGAAUCAUGCACACGAAGGACGAGAGUCGUCCGCUGCUAGACAAAGGAAUUGCCAGUCAUGGUGGCUUGGGAGACACGAGUCCGUCGGAGAUGGGAGGGGCUUUCAGCAGCGUCUUCUUCGCGUGGCUCACACCGCUCAUGGAUCUUGGCAGCAAGCGCCCCCUCGAGUUCGACGACCUGUACCAGUUGAACGCCAACAACCGCGCGGCCUACAUCUCGACAACGUUCAAGAAGAACUGGGCCAUUGAACUGACCAAACCCAAGCCACGGCUGUGGCUGGCCCUGGCGCGUUCGUUUGGCGGUCCGUUUAUCGCCGCGGGGUUCCUCAAACUUCUCCAUGAUUCGCUGCAGUUUGUGGGGCCCAUGGCGAUCAAGUACAUCAUUGCGUUCCUGAGCGACCCCACGGCCGAGUUGACCACGGGGUUGACUUACGUUCUGGCCAUCUUUGCCGCGGGCGUCGUGCAGUCGUUUUCAUUGCGGCAGUACUUUUUCCUGUGCUUUGAAACCGGGAUGCGCGUUCGAUCGAGCAUCGUCACGGCCGUGUACGACAAGUCGCUCGUGCUGGCCUCGUCGUCGAAAAAGUCGACGGGCGAAAUCACCAACCUUAUGAGCGUGGACGCCCAGCGGUUGCAGGAAAUCACCAACUACCUCCAUGCGAUCUGGUUUGCGCUGUUCCAGAUGGCUGUGACGUCAACGUUGCUGUACAUGCAAUUGGGCGUGGCAUACUUUGCCGCGUUUGCGAUCAUGGUGCUGCUCGUACCUGUGACCACGGCCGUGUCCAACCUCAUGCAGACACUCCAACAGGCGCUCAUGCAAGUCAAGGACGAACGGGUCAACGUCGUGUACGAAGUACUCCGUGGUAUCAAAGUGAUCAAGCUCCAAGCAUGGGAACACUCGUUUACGAACCGCGUCAUGCAGUUUCGCAGCAACGAGCUGAGCAAGUUGCGAGCGUAUGUUUAUGCCCGCGGCGCCGCGACGAUGGUGUUCAACGGCGUACCUACCUUGGUCACGGUCGCAUCCUUCUUUGGGUACGUGUACUUGGGCAACACGCUGGACGUCGGAACGGCGCUGACGUCCCUCGCGCUCCUUAACAUCCUGCGGUACCCGCUGUUCAUGCUUCCAUAUGUAAUCAACUCGCUGGCCGAAGCCCAAGUGAGUUUCUCGCGCUUGGAAGAGCUGCUGCUCAUGGACGAACGCGAGCCAGUGACCGCGGGACCGUUGAAGGACACCGCCAUCUUGCUCCAACAUGCUGACUUUGAAUGGGAUGCGGCGCAAGAAACCACCGACGUUGCUCACGUCGUUGCUGAGGAUGGCCCGAUUCUACACAAUGUCAACCUGAAACUCACCGACGGGAGCUUGGUGGCAGUUGUGGGGGCCGUCGGAUCUGGCAAGAGUACGCUGUUAUCUGGGAUCUUGGGCGAUGCUCGCUGCGCCAAAGUAGGCCAAGUACACCGCUUUGGGUCUGUGGCGUACGUGAGCCAGCAGCCAUUCAUCCAAAACGCCACUCUGCGAGACAACAUCACGUUUGGAUUGGCCUUCGACCACGCGCGGUACCAAACUGCCAUUCGUGUGAGCAGCCUCUUGGAAGAUCUCAAGAUUUUGCCUGGUGGCGACCUCACUGAAAUCGGCGAAAAAGGAGUCAACUUAAGUGGCGGACAGCGCACCCGUGUGGCCAUCGCCCGGGCCGUGUACCAAGAUGCGGACAUUUACUUGUUGGACGACCCGCUGGCGGCGGUGGACGCCCAUGUGGGAUCGGACAUUUUCAAGCAGUGCAUCAAGACGGCGUUGAAUGGCAAGUUGGUCGUGUUGGUCACAAACGGACUCAACUUCCUCAAGGACUGUGACUCGGUCGUGGUGCUGGAGCAGGGUCGCAUCGUCGAACAAGGAGCGUACCAGAGUUUGGUGGACAAGGUCGACGGGGUCUUGGCCAAGAUGAUGGAAAGCGUUCAAGAAGCCCCCGACAAGGAAAAAGACGACACCGACGUCCCUCGUGACAACGAUCAGGAAGAAGACGAGCGAGAACAUGAUGCGCGCCAACGCACCGAAUCCAACCGCAGCGACGUGGACACGGACAAGGUCUCCAACGCCGCUUUGAUUUCCGACGAAGACCGCAGCACCGGCGACGUGCCGUGGGGUAUGUACAAGCGCACCCGUGUGGCCAUCGCCCGGGCCGUGUACCAAGAUGCGGACAUUUACUUGUUGGACGACCCGCUGGCGGCGGUGGACGCCCAUGUGGGAUCGGACAUUUUCAAGCAGUGCAUCAAGACGGCGUUGAAUGGCAAGUUGGUCGUUUUGGUCACGAACGGACUCAACUUCCUCAAGGACUGCGACUCGGUCGUGGUGCUGGAGCAGGGUCGCAUCAUCGAACAAGGAGCGUACCAGAGUUUGGUGGACAAGGUCGACGGGGUCUUGGCCAAGAUGAUGGAAAGCGUUCAAGAAGCCCCCGACAAGGAAAAAGACGACACCGACGUCCCUCGUGACAACGAUCAAGAAGAAGACGAGCGAGAACAUGAUGCGCGCCAACGCACCGAAUCCAACCGCAGCGACGUGGACACGGACAAGGUCUCCAACGCCGCUUUGAUUUCCGACGAAGACCGCAGCACCGGCGACGUGCCGUGGGGUAUGUACAAGGUGUGGAUCGAUGCUUGUGGGGGCGUUGGGGUGGGCCUUGCCGUCGGCCUGUUGUACUUGGUCACGAGUUGCGUCAACUUGUUGGCGUCGUUGUGGCUGUCCAUCUGGGGCGAGAGGAACAGUGCCACGAGUUCCCAGUACUACUACCUGUACAUGUAUAUCGGACUCAAUGGCGUGGGCAUCGGGCUGUUGUUUGUGCAGACGUUGGCGCUGUUUCUAGCCGGCCUGCGUGGGUCCUCCACCAUGUUUAACCAGUUGCUGACCCAAGUACUUCGCGCGCCCCUGUCGUUCUUCGACACGACGCCGUUGGGCCGCAUCGUGAACCGCAUGGGCAAAGACGUGUACGCAAUCGACGAGACGAUUCCAGCGAAUUGGGGCAUGCUCCUCGGGGCGACGUUUUCGUUUAUCACGACCAUUGGCAUGGUGGUUUAUGCGACACCGUGGUUCACGGUGCUGCUGCCCCCCUUGGCGGGUUUCUACUAUGUGAGCCAGCGCUACUACAUCCGCACGUCCCGCGAACUGAAACGGCUGGACAGCAUCUCCCGAUCCCCUGUCGUGGCACUCAUGACGGAGACGCUGGAAGGCAUCCCGACGAUCCGCGCCUUCAGCGCCGAGCCACAGUUUACCACGCGCAACCACUAUUUGCUCGAUCAAAACCAAAGGGCGUACUUUUUGAGCGUGAGCACGAAUUCGUGGCUGUCGCUGCGGUUGGAACUGGCAGGCGCUGUUGUGACUGCCAGCGCCGCGCUGUUUGCCGUGCUAAACCAUGAUACAGCGCAGGCGGGGGUCGCGUUUGCUGGGCUCGCGGGGGUCGCCCUCUCGUGCACGUUGAAUGUGACGCAAAAUCUCAACUGGACCGUGCAACUCAUCAGCACGAUUCAGACGCAAAUGGUCAGCGUCGAGCGCAUCCACGCAUACACGACGAUGCAAGUCGAAGCCGACUUGGACUCCGAUCCCAUCAAAACAUUGGAGUUGGAGCAUGCCAAGUGGCCAUCCCAAGGCAAACUCACGUUUAAGGACGUGGACCUGAGAUACCGCGCAGGCCUUCCCCGAGUGUUGCGAAAGCUGACGUUUACGAUCAACGCUCACGAAAAGAUUGGGAUCGUGGGACGCACGGGCGCUGGCAAGUCGUCGCUGGUUGUGGCGUUGAUGCGAUUGGUGGAGUUAGAUGGCGGAGUUAUCACCCUGGACGACGUGGACAUUUCGACGAUCGCCACGGCGUCGAUCGAUGCCAACACGGACCGCCUGAUCCAAGAAAGCAUCCGCGACUCGUUCAAGGACUGCACGUGCCUCACGAUUGCGCAUCGCAUCAACACCAUCUUGGACAGCGACCGCAUCCUCGUGAUGGACAAGGGAUCGGCGGCCGAGUUCGACACACCCGCGCAACUGCUCAAGAACCCCAACGGCAUCUUCAAUAACCUCGUCGAACAUUGGCGUGAUGACAACAAGUCGGCUUAGCCAUGAGCUGCUGUAGAAUUAGCGCGUCGAAUCUACAUACAUGUACGGGAAAUGCAACUGCAAGAAUGACAUUUACCACUUGAUAUUUUGCUGUCUUGCAUUUCUUGCCUAUGGAAUGGUUAUACACUCGGCCAUCCAAAAUAAAU